AUGUUAGAUGUUACUUUAAAUCGCACUNUUAAAGACAAAGCGCUUCGUAAAAAAGAUGGUUCAAGUACAUGUCAAGAUUUUGUUAGCUUAGUUGGAGACUGGCUGAGAAAAAUUGAGCGGUCGGAUUCACUUCGUGGCAAUUCUGCUGACACCAAUAAAAGUGAGCUGGCAGCAUUGACAUCGUAUGCAUUAGCAUUUCCUGAUAACUUUCUUGCCUUAGUAGACACUUACGACGUUAUGAGGAGUGGAGUUCCUAACUUUUGUGCAGUUGCAUUAGCUCUCAGUGACUUAGGAUACAAAGCAAUUGGCAUUAGGCUGGAUUCUGGCGACCUUGCAUAUCUGUCUUGUGAGAUCAGGAAGUUGUUUUGCUCCAUUGAGAAGGAAUUUGGAUUGCCCGGUUUCGGAAAGAUGAGUAUCACAGCUAGCAAUGACCUUAAUGAGGAAACAAUAGAUGCUUUAAACAAACAGGGUCAUCAGAUUGAUGCCUAUGGAAUUGGUACAUACCUGGUUACGUGUUAUGCUCAAGCUGCUUUAGGUGUUGUUUUCAAGCUGGUUGAAAUUAAUAAUAAACCUCGUAUCAAACUUUCUGAAGCUGUCUCAAAGGUCACUAUUCCAUGUAAGAAGCGAAUAUAUAGAUUGUAUGGGAAAGAAGGUUAUGCUUUGGUAGACAUAAUGACAGGAGAAGAUGAACCCCCUCCAAAGGUGGGAGAAAGAAUCCUGUGCCGCCAUCCCUUUCGAGAAUCCAAAAGAGCAUAUGUGGUGCCUCAGAAAAUUGAGGAGCUUCUAAGGUGUUACUGUGCUGGGAAUUCAGAUAAAAACGAAGAAAUUCUACCCCCUUUAAAGGACAUUAGAGAGCGAUGCAUCCAGCAACUUGAGCAAAUGCGACCUGACCACAUGAGGAGACUAAAUCCAACUCCCUAUAAGGUUAGUGUGAGUGCAAAGUUAUAUGACUUCAUUCAUUUCUUGUGGGUCAAUGAGGCACCUGUUGGAGAGCUGCGAUAACAAGGUAAAUAAAUGGAGAUGCACCUGAUUAAUUAAUGGAGGCGAAAGAAAUUGUAAUAACA
Molecule: messenger RNA, 1064 nt
Organism: Vigna umbellata (rice bean)
Lineage: Eukaryota; Viridiplantae; Streptophyta; Magnoliopsida; Fabales; Fabaceae
Source: RefSeq, a predicted model, not a curated record